AUGCUCCUUUCUGACGCCGGCAGCCCGGCGGCGGUGCGGCCCGUCGGUCUGGGGGAUUUCCUCGCCGACUGCGCGCGGGAGGUGGACGUCUUUCUCGAUGGCGUGCUCCCACCGGCGACCGGCCCUACGGCAACGCUCGCCGGCGCCAUGCGCCAUGCCGUCCUCGGCGGGGGAAAACGAAUCCGGCCGGCGCUCGCGAUGGCGUCGGCGAUCGCGGUGGGCGGGAGGAGCCACGACGCCCUCCCGGUGGCCGGCGCGCUCGAGAUGGUUCACACCUACUCGCUGAUCCACGACGAUCUGCCGUGCAUGGACGACGACGACCUGAGGCGCGGACAGCCGACGGUCCACGUCCGGUUCGGCGAGGCGAUCGCCGUACUCGCCGGAGACGCGCUGCACACCCUCGCCUUCGACACCAUCGCCGGCAGCGACGCGCCGCCGGAGAUGCGGCUCGAGUGUGUGAAGCGUCUGGCCGUCGCCGCCGGGCCCGACGGCAUGGUGGGCGGCCAGGUUCUCGACCUGGAGGCGGAAACCCGAACCCCCGACGCCCGGGGGCUGGAAGCGAUUCACCGGGGGAAGACCGGAGCGCUCAUCUCCGCAUCGGUUGCCCUGGGUGCGCUGGCCGGGGGAGGCACCAGCUGGCAGGCGGAUACCCUCGGGGGUUUCGGGCAGGAACUCGGACUCGUGUUUCAGAUCGUGGAUGACCUGCUGGACGAAGAGCAAACCAGCGCCCGGCUCGGCAAGUCGGCCGGCAAGGAUCGAGCGGCCGGGAAGGCCACCUAUCCGGCGAUCCAUGGGUUGGAAGCGGCCCGCGCGGAGGCGUCCCGCCACGCAGCGAUGGCCCGCAGUCUUCUGGAGGCGGCUGGCGCCGGACCGGGACCACCCGUAAAUUCCACCGGAGUCCAUCUCCUCCGGUUGUUGACGGACCGCAUCCUCCACCGAACGGCCUGA
Geodia barretti is the source of this 948-nucleotide messenger RNA. Lineage: Eukaryota; Metazoa; Porifera; Demospongiae; Tetractinellida; Geodiidae. The record is from the annotation of a GenBank genome assembly.